AUGGGACAGAUUGAUGUGCAACUCUUUCAUUACAUUGUCAAAGUUGGAAUCGGUACAUUCAAAUCCAAACCACAGUACAAAGAGUACCACUUAGAAAUGGACACCGGGAGCAACCUAGUAUGGAUCCAAUGUGAAGGCUGCACUAAAUGCUUUAAGCAAACACCAAAGCCAUUUCCCAAAGAAAAAUCCUCAUCUUUUCACCCUAUUCUCAUAAAAAACAUGCCUAUGACCUACGAGUGUGGGUACGAAGACGGAGCAAGCACCCGUGGUGUAAUGGCCAGAGAAACAUUUUACCUCAGAUCAAAUUCGAGCGGAUUGGCAACAGUCAAGAAAUUAGAAUUUGGUUGUGGUUUGUACAAUAAUAUGCAGUACGGAAACUAUAGAAACAACAAGAUUGCAGGAAUACUGGGUCUGGGAUGGGAUGAUCCAUCGUUCGCUAAACAGCUCAGCUCCCACAGCAAAGGCAAAUUCUCCUACUGCCUGCCUGUUGUGUCAAAGAAAACACCAAGCACAUAUCUGAGAUUUGGCGACGAUAUAGCCCUGUCCAAGAAUUCCAGAAGCACCCCAUUGUACAGAACAAACAUAAGCAGCUCUUAUCGCGUAGACGUCCAAGGAAUUAGCCUCAACAAAAGUAGGCUGAAAAUCAACCCAAAAGUGUUUGAAUUCAAGAAUAACGGCAGCUCAGGCGGGUGCAUAAUCGACUCAGGCACGCCAUAUUCAAGAAUCAUAACACCUGCAUUCGACAUAUUGAAACUAGAGCUCGAAAAAUACUUUUCCAGAUUCAAGAACUUAAAGAGAAUAAAAGCUAAUUUGGGCUUGGACUUAUGCUACGAGAGGAUCAAGCCUGAAGGGUUCAACAAUCUUCCUGAUCUUACUUUUCACUUAGGUGGAUCACAGGCAGACUUUGUCAUGAAGCCUGAGGCAGUUUUUGAGGUGGUUCCUCCAUCAUCUCGUCCCAUAAAGUCUCGUGAAUACUUUUGUUUGGCGAUGGUUAAGAACAAGAAGAUGUCCAUCCUAGGUUCUCAUCAGCAAACAAAUCAAAGGAUCAUACAUGAUACCAUGAAUAAGCGGCUACUCUUUUAUCAGGAGGAUUGUUCUAAAAAUCCAUGA
Sesamum indicum (sesame) is the source of this 1110-nucleotide messenger RNA. RefSeq names its product aspartic proteinase nepenthesin-1-like. Gene Ontology annotation, cellular component: extracellular region. Lineage: Eukaryota; Viridiplantae; Streptophyta; Magnoliopsida; Lamiales; Pedaliaceae. The record is from RefSeq and is a predicted model, not a curated record.